This is a messenger RNA of Pipistrellus kuhlii (Kuhl's pipistrelle), 2314 nucleotides long. RefSeq names its product prolyl 4-hydroxylase subunit alpha 2 (gene P4HA2). Bases 314 to 1921 code for a protein of 535 amino acids. Gene Ontology annotation, molecular function: procollagen-proline 4-dioxygenase activity; protein binding; iron ion binding. Gene Ontology annotation, cellular component: endoplasmic reticulum. Gene Ontology annotation, biological process: peptidyl-proline hydroxylation to 4-hydroxy-L-proline. The transcript is spliced from 16 exons. Lineage: Eukaryota; Metazoa; Chordata; Mammalia; Chiroptera; Vespertilionidae. The record is from RefSeq and is a predicted model, not a curated record.
GGGGACGUGGCAGCGGCUCAAGCGGGCGGAGCCGCUGCGGCCGGGAGGAGGCGGAGCCGCCGGGAGGAGGCGCCGAGCGGGCCGGGGCCGCCGCGGGAGGUUCUGGAAACGCCGGGCGCGGCGCGUGUCCAGCCAGCUGCGGAAACCUGUGAUUCCUACUAACUCACCCAACCAACGGACCCUUCAGUGUCAGAAACCGUAAGGAGCUGCUGGCCCGGGGCGCAGACCGGCUGGACUGGAAGACUGGGAAGCCCAGGCCCAGAGCCGUGUGUGCCUGUCACUGAACACCUUGCAGACACUACCCUUUGUGACCAUGGAACCCCAGGUGUCCGUGUUGCUUGUGGCCUGGUUUGGUGUCCUGAGCUGUGUGCAGGCUGAAUUCUUCACCUCUAUCGGGCACAUGACAGACCUGAUCUACGCAGAAAAGGACCUGGUCCAGUCCCUGAAGGAGUACAUCCUGGUGGAGGAAGCCAAGCUCUCCAAGAUUAAGAGCUGGGCCAGCAAAAUGGAAGCCCUGACCAGCAAGUCGGCUGCUGACCCUGAGGGCUACCUGGCCCACCCUGUGAAUGCCUACAAACUGGUGAAGAGGCUGAACACAGAGUGGUCCACGCUAGAGGACCUUGUCCUGCAGGACUCCGCUGCAGGUUUUAUUGCCAACCUCUCUGUUCAGCGGCAGUUCUUCCCCACUGACGAGGACGAAACAGGCGCUGCCAAGGCCCUGAUGAGGCUUCAGGACACGUACAAGCUGGACCCAGACACGAUUUCCAAAGGGGAGCUCCCAGGAACCAAGUACCAGGCGGUGAUGAGUGCAGACGACUGCUUUGGCAUGGGCCGCUCGGCCUACAACGAGGGUGACUAUUACCACACGGUGCUGUGGAUGGAGCAGGUGCUGAAGCAGCUGGACGCUGGGGAGGAGGCCGUCACCACCAAGGCCCAAGUGCUGGACUACCUGAGCUACGCCGUCUUCCAGCUGGGCGACCUGCGCCGCGCCCUGGAGCUCACCCGCCGCCUGCUCUCCCUGGACCCGAGCCAUGACCGAGCUGGAGGGAACCUGCGCUAUUUUGAACAGCUGCUGGAGGAAGAAAGAGGAAAAACGGCAUCAAAUCAGACAGCAGCUGGACAGGCGCCCCAGGACGGCGUCUACGAGAGGCCUGCGGACUACCUGCCCGAGAGGGACGUCUACGAGAGCCUCUGCCGGGGGGAGGGUGUCAAACUGACACCCAAGAGGCAGAAGAGGCUCUUCUGUAGGUACCACGAUGGCAACAGGACGCCCCAGCUGCUCAUCGCCCCCUUCAAAGAGGAGGACGAGUGGGACAGCCCGCACAUCGUCCGGUACUACGACGUCAUGUCUGACGAGGAAAUCCAGAGGAUCAAGGACAUCGCAAAGCCCAAACUCGCACGAGCCACUGUUCGUGAUCCCAAGACCGGCGUCCUCACUGUGGCCAGCUACAGGGUUUCCAAAAGCUCCUGGCUGGAGGAGGACGAUGAUCCCGUGGUGGCUCGAGUGAACCGUCGGAUGGAGCACAUCACAGGGCUAACAGUAAAGACUGCAGAGUUGUUGCAGGUUGCUAAUUACGGAAUGGGAGGACAGUACGAGCCACACUUUGACUUCUCUAGGAACGAUGAGCAAGAUGUUUUCAAGCAUUUAGGGACGGGGAACCGUGUGGCCACAUUCUUAAACUACAUGAGCGACGUAGAAGCUGGUGGCGCCACUGUCUUCCCUGAUCUGGGGGCUGCCAUUUGGCCUAAGAAGGGCACAGCAGUAUUCUGGUACAACCUCUUGCGGAGUGGGGAAGGUGACUACCGAACGAGACACGCUGCCUGCCCCGUGCUUGUGGGCUGCAAGUGGGUUUCCAACAAGUGGUUCCAUGAACGAGGACAGGAGUUCCUGAGGCCAUGUGGAUCAACAGAAGUUGACUGACAUCCUUUUCUGCCCAUCCUCUUCCUGGUCCCACAGCCUUUUGUCUUCAAGUUCAACGUGACAAACACCUUUGUGUGUUCCAGCCCCUGUCAGGCGGGUCUUUGGAGAAGUGAGUUUGUCUGGAGCAGACCAAGAGGAUAGGGGAAGGUCCUGGGUGGCCUCGGGCCCCAGCCUUUCUGGUCAGCCUGUUCCAUCUCGGGUCAGCGCGGCUGCAGCAGAGUCAGGCUGCCUGGCGCCUCGCAAGGUGCCUUUGUACCUCAGAUGCUUUAGGUGUGAGAUGUCUCAGUGAACCAAAGUUCUGGUACCUUGUUUACAUGUUUGUUCUUAUGCAUUUCUAUUAAUGUGGCUUUAACUAACUAAAUAAAUAAAAAUGUCCCUGCCAGAAGCCUUAAA